AGGUGGCCAAGCUUUUUGCCAUAUUAAAAUCCACUUGUGGCGACUGUGUUAGUGAAUGACAGCUAGGCUAGCGACUAGAUUCGACCCGGCAACUGCCUAGAUUAUCAAUUUACUGUUGUUUAGACCAUAAUACCAAUAUCAAAAUGUUUGAGGAGGCUAGUGAGGUGUUCGAUAACAUGUUUAAGUCCUCUUUCCCCCUGACUUUCAUUGUGUUUAUCCCCGCGGUACUGAUUCUCGUCUCACCCCUUCCAGCCGAAGCGGCACAUGAAUUCACCGUGUACCGCAUGCAGCAGUAUGACCUGCAGGGACAACCGUACGGGACCAGGAAUGCCAUAUUGAACACAGAAGCGCGCACAGUGGAGGCGGAAGUGCUAAGCCGCCGCUGUGUCAUCAUGCGGCUUGUGGACUUCUCCUAUGAGAGAUACCAGAAAGCCCUGCGCCAGUCCGCUGGGGCUGUGGUCAUCAUUCUCCCCAAGAAUAUGUCCACCAUGCCGCAGGACAUAGUACAGUUCAUGGAGCUGGAGCCAGAGAUGCUGGCCACAGAGACCAUUGUUCCGGUUUACUUUGCUCUGGAGGAUGAUGAGCUGCUCUCCAUCUACACACAGACCCUCACCUCCUCCUCCUCCCAGGGCUCCUCCUCUGCAGCUGAAGUGCUGAUCCACACAGCCACAGCAAAUGGCUUUCAGAUGGUGACGAGUGGGGCUCAGAGCAAGGCAGUGAGUGACUGGGCCAUCACCAGUCUAGAGGGGCGACUGGCUGGAACUGGGGGAGAGGACCUGCCCACCAUUGUCCUGGUGGCUCACUAUGACUCCUUUGGUGUCGCUCCGUGGCUGUCCUAUGGAGCAGACUCUAACGGCAGUGGGGUGUCUAUGCUGCUGGAGUUAGCCAGGCUCUUCUCCAGACUCUACACCUACAAGAGGACACACGCUGGAUACAACCUGCUUUUCUUUGUCUCUGGAGGAGGGAAGUUCAACUACCAAGGCACCAAGCGCUGGCUGGAGGACAACCUGGACCAUACAGACUCUAGUCUGUUGCAGGACAAUGUGGCAUUUGUGUUGUGUCUGGACACCCUGGGGAACGGGGACAGUCUGCACCUUCACGUGUCCAAACCCCCUAAAGAGGGAACCGCCCAGUAUGCCCUGCUCAAAGAGCUGGAGACUGUGGCGUCCAACCAGUACCCAGAGGUCAAGUUCUCAAUGGUGCACAAGAAGAUAAACCUGGCGGACGACACACUGGCGUGGGAACAUGAGCGCUUCGGGAUCCGCCGGCUGCCGGCCUUCACGCUGUCCCACCUCAACAGCCACCGCGAGGUGCAGCGCUCCAGCAUCAUGGACGUGCGGUCAGUGUCUUCUGAACAUGGAGCGGGAGAGCCCCCUGCUGGACCUCAUGUGGAUCUGAGAAAGCUCAGCAGGAACACAAAGCUGAUUGCAGAGUCGCUGGCCAGAGUCAUCUACAACCUCACGGAGAAGGGUGCCCCAGGUGACCUACAGAUUUUCACUGAACAAAUGAUGCAGGAGGAGCAGCUGUCGUCGGUGGUGGACUGGCUGACAGCCCAGCCACGGGCUGCCCAGCUGGUGGACAAGGACAGCAGCGUGGUCAGCACCCUGGAGUACCACCUGGGACGGUACCUGAAGGACGUCCGCAGGCACUACGUCAAGGCUGACAAGAGAGACCCAGAGUUUGUCUUCUACGAUCAGCUCAAACAGACCAUGAAUGCUUACAGGGUGAAACCAGCCAUCUUUGACCUGCUUCUGGCAUUCUGCAUCGCAGCUUACCUCGGAGUGAUAUAUCUGUCCAUCCAGCACUUUGUGGUUCUCUACAGUGUGGUGCGCAGAAUCACAACGCCCAAGACCAAGCAGCAUUAAGACACUCCUCUUCCUCAUUCAGACUCCUCACUCACACCGACAACGAGCUCUAGCCAGUAACAAAACGGGGGCGGACCAUGCAGCUCAUCUUUUUUUUCUUUUUUUACCACCCAAUCUAUGUCCUUUGUUCCUCUUUGGAAAUGAAACGUGUUGAAUCAUUUCUCUCUGCCAAGCUUAGCCAUCUAGUCAGUUCCUUCAAUGGCUGUCAAGUCAGAAUGCACUCUGGUCUUCCUGUCCCCGUGAAAUCAGAUGUCAAACAUUUCCUCGUACGCCCAAUCCCACAUCAACUCCUAGUCCCUAAACCCUAUUUUCCCCUAUGAUCUGAGAGAAUUUGAUAGGUGUCAGAAAUAUGGUAAUAGUGUUACCUUGUGCUCAGAUAGGCUAGGUGACAUUUUCACCAGUUUGCUUAUACCUAUCCAGUCCUCUCCAUAAGGAAUAGGUACUAGGGGUUGAUGUAAGAUUGAACAUUUCUAUACCCACAGCUCACUCCUCAGUGCCCUAUAGUGUGAAUUUUGCCAAACUACAAUGGGUCGUCUUCUUGGGCAGCUAUGGAGUAGCAUGAGUGUGCAGGAGUAGCAGUGAGACUUGGUAAUAUUGUUUGGAUGGAUGGUUGAUAUAUUUGGUCACCCUGACUAGAUUUAUUUUUCUAUAGGAUAAUUUUUUUUCUUUAAUCCCAAUUAACUAAUUAAAUAAUGCUUUCAGAAAGUAUUCAUACACCUUGACUUAUUCCACAUUUUGUUGUUACAGCCUGAAUUCAAAAUGGAUUAAAUUGUUUUUUUUCCUCACCCAUCUACACACAAUACUCCAUAAUGACAAAGUGAAAAAAUGUUUUAAGAUUUUGUAGUAAUUUUUUUGCACAACCCUGAGUCAGAUGUUAGAAUCACCUUAGACAGUGAAUACAGCUGUCAGUUUUACACACCUGGAUUGUACAAUAUUUGCACAUUACUCUUUAUACAAUUCUUCAAGCUCUGUCAAGAUGAUUGUUGAUCAUUACUAGACAGCGAUUUUCAAGUCUUGCCAUAGAUUUUCAAGACGACUAAGUCAAAACUGUAACUAGGCAACUCAGGAACAUUCAAUGUCGUCUUGAUAAGCAACUCCAGUCUAUAUUUGGCCUUGAAACUCCCAGUGUCUGUUGGAAAGCAGACUGAACCAGGUUUUCCUCUAGGAUUUAGUCUGUGCCUAGCUUUAGUCUGUUUAUUUUUAUCCUAAAAAACUCCCUAGUCCUUGCGGAUGACAAGCAUACCCAUAACAUGAUGCAGCCACCACCAUGCUUGAAAAUAUGAGAGUGGUACUCAGUGAUGUGUUGGAUUUUCCCCAAACAAAGCGCUUAGUUAAUUUCUUUCUCACAUUUUUUUUGCAGUAUUGGAGUAUUUUUGUGUACAAGCUUCCUUCUAUUCAUUCUGUCAUUUAGAUUAGUAUUGUGGUGUAACUACAAUGUUGAUCAUCCAUGCUCAGUUUUCUCCUAUCACAGCCAUUAAACUCUUAACUGUUGUGAAAUCCCUGAGCCGUUUGCUUCCUCCGGUAACUGAGUUAGAAAGGACGCUUUUAUCUUUGUAGUGACUGGGUGUAUUGAUACACCAUCCAAAGUGUAAUAAUUUCACUAUGCUCAAAGGCAAUGUCUGCUCUUUUUUUUUUUUUUUUCCUAGGUGCCCUUUGCGAGGCCUUGGCAAGCCUCCCUGGCCUUUGUGGUUGAAAUUCACUUCUCGACUGAGGGACCUUACAUGUUAACCACUAUUAUUGCACACAGAGUGAAUCCAUGCAACUUAUGUGACUUGUUAAUAAGCACAUUUUUACUCCUGAACUUAUUUAGCCUUGCUAUAACAAAGGGGUUGAAUACUUACUGACUCAAGACAUUACAGGUUUUCUUUUGUAAUUAAUUUGUAAAAAAUAUCUAAAAACAUAAUUCCACUUUGACAUUAUGGGGUAUUGUGUGUAGGCCAGUGACACACAAUCUCAAUUUAAUAAAUGUUUUAUUCAGGCUGUAACACAACAAUGUGGAAAAGGUUGAGGGGUGGGUGUGAAUACUUUCUGAAGGCAGUGUAUGUAUGAAUAAGAACAUGCAUUUAGAAUGAUAAAUUGUCCCCCAUACUACCCAUUGCCAUCACUAGAGUAAGUACGGUUAUAGAAUGGAUUUUUUUUUCUUUUUUUUUCUCGGUUUCACCCCUUUGUAGACUAGUUUACUAGUGUUACUACAGUAUGCGACUUACUUAGUUUUGAUUACAAAUGCCCUUUUUAAAAUGUGAAAACAUUAGACCCUCCCCUCCCACAAAUAUGUUAAUCAGAUGUAUGCAGUGUUGCAGUAAGGUCACAGACUGAGACAGAAUCGUGUUGGGAGAUUAUCUGGACAUGUCUAUUGCAACACGGUGAGCUCUACAUCGAUGUGCAGACACAGCACGUUGAAAUCCCCCCUUGCUCUCAUCAAUUAAAGUCUUAAGACAUGACGUUGGUAGAUCAAAUUGGACCUUUUGGACGGAGUCUGGUAAUGUCAAUGUGUUGUCCCUCGUCUUCGUCUAUAUCCCUUACGGUCGUUGAUCUUGAGGGCAGAGGAGACAACGCUUGUGUGCUGUGGUUGGCAUGCAGUAUCACAUGUAGGAAUCCCAUAACGCUCUCGCAGUCAGUGAGAGCAAAUGGACUGGUAAGAUUCACCUAUCAACACAAGGUAAAAAACUGGUAUAUAUAUUUACAUUUUUAUUUAUUGAAGCACACUAUGCUAAACUGCACCGACUUGAACUCUCAAGACUCUUUUUGUCCAACACCUACAUUUUACCUUUGUCUCGACUGUUUUACCUGGUCCACGUAAACUUGAUUCUUGCAAUGAAAAAUGACAAAGAAUAAAUUAAUUUGUUGAAAUAAGUCAGACGCAGGUUUCUUUUUUUUAAUUCACAUGUUUUAUCUUAAGGGAAAACAUGAUACAAUAACACUGGUUGAAUGUAAUUAUUUAAAAAAUGUAUUACAAAAGAGUAAGUGCCUGUCAUUCCCAAGUGGUUGUAUUUAGAAAGUGGUCAGAUUGAAACUUUUAAGUGCCCAGAUUUCUUACAAAUGAUAAUUCUCCCUGAAUUUUUUCCCCCCCUAAUAAACAAAACAAAUGACAAGUGCAAUUUGUAAGAAACCCCUGUGUGGUGUAAGCCCUUCAUAUUCACUACAACCUCCCUCUUUCUCCUCCAGCCACUCGGGUCUCAACCAGGCCUCUCAUCAGAACACUUCUCGGUGAUAAAGAUCAAUAUUUUUGGCACAUUCUUAAAGCAUUAAACUAUCAAAAGGAAAUGCAUAGAACAAUACUUCUUCCACAAAAUGUUUUCACAUUUUCAUCCUGAACCGUGGAUGGACUUUUUGUAUUCAAUGCUGGUCAAAAAGAACAGCGAAAUCUGCCUCGAAAUUAAACUUAAAAUGACUGACUGCUACUCUUAACUUUUUUUUGUGUGAAUUUGCUGUGAGUAGUUUCACCUCACAAAGCCAAUCAGGUUGUUGGUGUUUUAUGUCUGGUGGAGAGGACAGACCGGGAGAGAGCUGGGCCGAGGUGGAGGAAAAGUGCACACGUCUUCGUGGACAGUACCACGGGAGAAAUCAGGGCACCUCAUCAUGUGUAUCUAACAAUUAACAGAUGCAUACACAGGAAAAGGGACACGACUGGAUUACAAAACAGUGUUCUCAGAAACAGCAGCAAUUAAAAAAAAAAAACUAGAAUAAUAAUGACAAUGUUUGAAUGUAAAAUCAAAAGCUAGGUUAUGCUGGGCACUGGCACUAGUGGUAGCUGGGGACUGAAAGACCACAACUAUGAACACUUCUACCUGCCCACAUCUGUGGACUGUUCCAGCACAAGCAUGCUGUUCAUCAUAACGAAAGAGCUUGAAUUUGAUCAUAAAGGACAGCACCCCCUCUAAGUCACAGCAAAGAAAAACCUGGAGAUUCGCAGCACACAGGCACACACAACCAGGAGCACAUUCAAAUGCAAAGAGGAUAACCAAACCUUUUGGACUGUGUGGUGGUGUCUGCUUGAAUGACUUCACUUUUUUAAAGAUGAGUUCUGCACAUUGAUAAAGGAUACGAUUAUGUAGUUCUUUCUUCAUUUGUGUUAUUAAAAAAUGACUUCAUAGCACAUUCCAAAAACCAUUGUAGUGUCAUGCAUUCCUGAAUAUCAUAUGUGCAUAUAUGUUUUUUAAAUAUUUGAUUUUGAUCUUCUUUUACACAAGGGCCCUUUGCUUUCUGUGAACUACCAACAUAUUGGUUAUUAAGAUGAGUCAAAUCCAUUUCUUUCCACGAAAUCAUAAGGUUGAUGCUCAA
Oncorhynchus kisutch (coho salmon) is the source of this 6146-nucleotide messenger RNA. RefSeq names its product nicalin-1-like. The record is from RefSeq and is a predicted model, not a curated record. NCBI's taxonomy places the organism in Eukaryota, Metazoa, Chordata, Actinopteri, Salmoniformes, Salmonidae. The transcript has 15 exons. Gene Ontology annotation, biological process: regulation of signal transduction. Gene Ontology annotation, cellular component: membrane. Bases 144 to 1865 code for a protein of 573 amino acids.